Messenger RNA from Batrachochytrium dendrobatidis JAM81, 2166 nucleotides. RefSeq lists its product as uncharacterized. The record is from RefSeq and is a predicted model, not a curated record. Bases 1 to 2166 code for a protein of 721 amino acids. The transcript has 7 exons. Gene Ontology annotation, molecular function: phosphatidylinositol-4,5-bisphosphate 5-phosphatase activity. Lineage: Eukaryota; Fungi; Chytridiomycota; Chytridiomycetes; Rhizophydiales. Gene Ontology annotation, biological process: phosphatidylinositol dephosphorylation.
AUGUUCACAGCACCAUCCACCUCAUCCACAGCUAAUCAUGACUUGGAAACUGAGCAAACUCAUCCAGAAACCCCUGUUGAUGACAGAUACAGUACGGAUCCAUUAUUAGAUAGUAAUAAUAUAAGAAACAAUAAUUCAGAAACAGUUGCAGAAGGUUGUGGAGAUCGGACCAAUGCUGGCUUCAUACAGUCAGUGUUCUCAUACUUGGUUCCACAUUACAGACAAGCUGUAGCAGGUCAGGUCUCUCCUGAGCCUGUUACAGUAGUCUCAAAUGUCUCAGUAACCAGCCAUUCCCAACCCGAGUCACUCCAAAGAGUAUCUUCUGUCACUCCAUCCACCGAUGCAUCCACAGAUACGUCCAUGUCAUGUCAUCCAAGUUGGACUCGGAGUGCAGACAAUAACUCUCCUGUCUUGGAAACUGCAAUCAAUUUAGAACAGUCGAAUCCUUCUGUGUCCAUGGCAGGCAUCAAUUCAAAAAGAUUGAAAGCAAGUGUAUUGCCUAGACUGAGUAUUGUUCGUCCAACUCAGAUUACUCGUUCUACUCAACCUGCUUCCAUCUUGGAUUCAAAUGGUUACACUGUGUAUGGAUCUCUACAAACAGAGCUUCCAGGUACUUAUCCUGCUUCGAGAUCGAUCGAUCCUGUUCAAAUCUCCACAUCUCAAGAUACACAACGUCAUCCAUCAGCUGUUUUUGGAUUGAAUCGUCGGGGUUCACGAAACUCGCAACCGCAGAGUGGUUUAGAACCUCGUUUAAAAGGCACACAUGCAUUUGGAGAAUGGCGGAAAUCCGUUUCACUGUCCAUUCAUCAAAUAAAACGAAAAAUCGUCGAUAGUGUCAAGGCACAUACAAAAGGAUUUACCGAUGCUAGAAUGCCUAUACAUCCAGAAAAUAUGCUACGUGUAUUUGUUGUGACAUGGAAUAUUCAUGGCCAUCUGCCGGUUGGAAAUUUAGCUACACUUUUUGGCAUUCAUGAUCCUUUGACUGCGUCACAAUCAAUGCAAACAGACUCACACUCCAAAUUCAACGAAUGUCAUUUUGUUGCCGUGUCAACCCAAGAAUGUCAACAAGGUGUAGAUUCUACACGUAAAAAAACAUGGGAGAAAAUGCUGGCCGGCUUUCUUUCUUCAGCCUAUACUCUAGUAUGCACAGAAAGUAUUGGUGGAAUCCAUUUAACCGUGUUUGUGCGAUCUGAUGUAGCAGAUUUGGUUACAGAAGUCAUCUCUUCAAGAAUAUCUACUGGAAUUGGCAAUGUUUUGGGAAAUAAGGGUAGCGCUGCUAUUGCUGUUCAAUUUGAUGGUGUUUCCAUUUUAUUUGUUGAUUCACACUUUGCUGCGCAUCAGGAGAAAGUCACUGCAAGAAAUAGAGACUAUGAACGAACUGAAAAUGGGAUGGUUCUUCCUGGAUUUGAUGAAAGCGACUCUAGCAUUCCGCGUUUGUCUGAUAGAUUCGAUUAUGUAUUUUGGGCAGGUGAUCUCAACUAUCGUAUAAACGGAACUCGAGCAAUAGUUGACUCGCUUAUUUUAAACAACCAGCUUGAAGUGUUAAUCAACAAUGAUCAAUUAGCCACUGAAAUGCAUAAAGGAAAAUGUUUUAUUGGAUUUCAAGAACAUCCUAUACAUUUUAUUCCAACUUACAAGUUUGAUGUCAUGGCACCUACCUCUCCAACAUCUUAUACUUCUGCAUUGCCUUUUGUAACAGCAUCAAGUCCAACAAGGCGACUAUCUGGUGAAUCCAGUAUACCACCAGUUGACAUUGAUCCCUUUGGUUACGAUUCGAGUCGAAAAGCUCGAAUUCCUUCUUGGACAGAUCGCAUCCUUUACAAAUCUCGUUGCACACUACACAAAGGCAUACCAAGAAACGCGGGUUCGGCAAGUAGUUCAAGUAUUCGAGAGUCGGCGAUUGCUCAUGGAUACAAAAAGCCCAUUACACCAGAAGUUUAUUCCAGUAGAAUGGAGAUUGAUAUUUCUGAUCACAAGGCAGUGUAUGGAAUUUUUGCUAUUAACCACAUGGUAAAACGGACAAAACGACAAGUUCACUGCAAUAGAACAGAGUAUGGAAUUAAUUCAGGAGAUCCUGUUCGAUUGGUAUUACCUAAUCGUACCUUGCACGUACAAGAGUCACAAAACAGUAGUUCAAAAUGCAGAUUUGGCUGCUGUAUUCAAUAA